GGCGAGCCUGUACUUGUGCAGAGACCAGUUGCAACAGAACUCCUGAAGCCAUGGCCAUGAGGGCUCUUCCGGUGACCCCUUCCAAGAGCUCCACGUUUGGAGCUCACCAGACCAUGCCGUCCUUCAGGCCGAGCGGUGGUAGCCCCAGAUCAGUUAGAGCUUAUGCAAAGGGAAAUGAGGAGGAGGGCAACAAGCAGUCCCUGUUUGGGAGCAUCACCGAGGCGCUGGACUUCUCGCAGGUCAGGUCGGAGAAGGACGCCGAGCUGCUGUACGAGGCCCGGGAGAAGACCAAAGGUGGAGGGAGGAUGACUAGGGAACAGUACGGAGCACUUAGGAGGAAGAUUGGCGGCACCUACAAUGAUUUCUUCAAGUCGUAUGUCGAUGUCGACGGGGAAUACGUGGAGGACGGGUGGGUCGAUAAGACCUGCAAGAUCUGCAAGAAGGACACAAGGGGGGAGCCAAGGCAGGUUGACAAACUAGGGAGAUAUGCGCAUGUGGCAUGCUUGGAGAACCCAAAACCGGCAAACUUCUUCACCAAACUUUUUGCCAGAUGAACUUCGAUUGUUCCAUCAGAAGCAUUGUUUCACUCAUGGUUAGAUAUAUAGAUUUUGUUAUGGCCUCAAAGGGCCUGGAUUCUGCUAUAGGUUCAAUUUUCCAUAUGAACAAAGGCAUGAAUCGGAAAAGAUCAGAACACUGAAAAUAUUUCAUAUAGUAGCAUAAGACUUCACAACAA
Messenger RNA from Panicum hallii, 733 nucleotides. RefSeq lists its product as uncharacterized. Bases 51 to 554 code for a protein of 167 amino acids. Gene Ontology annotation, biological process: positive regulation of DNA-templated transcription; chloroplast organization. The record is from RefSeq and is a predicted model, not a curated record. NCBI's taxonomy places the organism in Eukaryota, Viridiplantae, Streptophyta, Magnoliopsida, Poales, Poaceae. The transcript has 3 exons.